Molecule: messenger RNA, 5479 nt
Organism: Ornithorhynchus anatinus (platypus)
Lineage: Eukaryota; Metazoa; Chordata; Mammalia; Monotremata; Ornithorhynchidae
Gene: GRIN2C
Product: glutamate ionotropic receptor NMDA type subunit 2C
Biological process (GO): long-term synaptic potentiation; excitatory postsynaptic potential; synaptic transmission, glutamatergic
Cellular component (GO): postsynaptic membrane; plasma membrane; NMDA selective glutamate receptor complex
Molecular function (GO): transmitter-gated monoatomic ion channel activity involved in regulation of postsynaptic membrane potential; NMDA glutamate receptor activity
Source: RefSeq, a predicted model, not a curated record
CAGGGAGGAGGCGGCGACCCGAGGAACUGAGCGCUGCGCUUGGAGAGCCCAGCGUCCGGAGCGGGGUGCCACCCCCGGGGUGCCCUCUGGUAGACAUGGGCAGAGCCCUGGCCCCCGCCCUGCUGCUGACCUCCCUCCUGGGCUCCGUGGCGGAGCUGGGCCCGGGCGCAGGGGAGCCGGCCGUGACGGUGGCGGUGGUGUUUGGCGGCUCAGGCCCGCUGUGGCAGGAACGGAGCCCGGCUCACCCCCGCCUCAGCCCGCAGGGCUUUGUGGACCUGCCGCUGGAAGUCCGGCCGCUGCCCGUCGUGGUCAAUGACACCAACCCCGGCACCCUGCUGACGCGGCUCUGCGACCUGCUGGGCACGGCCCAGGUCCACGGCGUCGUCUUCGAGGACAACGUGGGCACGGAGGCCGUGGCCCAGCUUCUCGACUUCGUCUCCUCCCAGACCCGAGUGCCCAUCGUCAGCAUCAGCGGGGGCUCCGCAGUGGUCCUCACCCCCAAGGAGCCCGGCUCAGCCUUUCUCCAGUUGGGGGUCUCCUUGGAGCAGCAGAUCCAGGUGAUGUUUAAGGUGCUGGAGGAGUACAACUGGGGCUCGUUCUCCGUCAUCACCAGCCUGCACCCCGGCUACAGCCUGUUCCUGGAGGGCGUGCGCGCCUUCACGGACGCCAGCUACUUCGGCUGGGAGCUGCAGGACACGCUGACCCUGGAGCUGGGCCCGGGGACCGCAGGCUCGAGCACCCAGCGCCUGCUGCGCCAGCUGGACACCGAGGUGCUGGUGGCCUACUGCUCGCGGGAAGAGGCCGAGGUCCUGUUCGCCGCCGCCGGGCAGGCCGGGCUCCUCGGCCCGGGUUACGUGUGGGUGGUGCCCAGCGUGGCGGUGGGCAGCACGGAGGCCCCGCCGCCCGUCUUCCCCGUGGGCCUGAUCAGCGUGGUGACCGACGCCUGGCGCCUGAACCUGCUUCAGAAGGUGCGCGACGGGGUCACCAUCUUGGCCCUGGGAGCCCACAGCUACCGGCGGCGCUACGGCGCUCUGCCCCCCCCGGCCCGCGACUGCCGGGAGACCCCCGGACCCGCCGGCUCCGCCCGAGACGGUUUUUACAGGCACCUGCUGAACGUCACUUGGAAAGAGCGGGAUUUCUCCUUCAACGCCGGCGGCUACCUCGGGCACCCCUCCAUGGUCGUCAUCUCGCUCAACCGGCACCGGCUCUGGGAGAUGGUGGGGCGCUGGGAGCGGGGCAUAAUCCACAUGAAGUACCCGGUGUGGCCCCGUUACGGUUCCUUCCUGCAGCCGGUGGUGGACAGCCGGCACCUGACAGUGACCACACUGGAAGAGCGGCCCUUCAUCAUCGUGGAGCACCCCGACCCGGCCACCGGCGGCUGCGUCCCCAACACCGUGCCUUGCCGCCAGCAGGGCAACGGGACGGCCAGUGAUGGGCCUGGGGAACCUUACACGAAGCUGUGCUGCAAAGGCUUCUGCAUCGACAUCCUGAGGAAGCUGGCCAAAGUGGUCAAGUUCUCCUACGACCUCUAUCUGGUCACCAACGGCAAACACGGCAAGAAGGUGCGGGGCGUCUGGAACGGCAUGAUUGGAGAGGUGUACUACAGGCGAGCGGACAUGGCCAUCGGCUCUCUGACCAUCAACGAGGAGCGCUCCGAGAUCAUCGACUUCUCCGUGCCCUUCGUGGAGACGGGCAUCAGCGUCAUGGUGGCCCGGAGCAACGGCACCGUCUCCCCCUCUGCCUUCUUGGAGCCGUACAGCCCUUCCGUGUGGGUGAUGAUGUUCGCGCUGGGUCUCACCGUGGUGGCCGUCACCGUCUUCAUGUUUGAGUACUUCAGCCCCGGCGGCUACAACCGCGAUCUCGCCAGCGGCAAGAGGUCCGGGAGCUCCUCCUUCACCAUUGGCAAGUCCGUGUGGCUGCUGUGGGCGCUGGUCUUCAACAACUCGGUGCCCAUCGAGAACCCUCGGGGUACCACCAGCAAGAUCAUGGUCCUGGUCUGGGCCUUCUUCGCCGUCAUCUUCCUCGCCAGCUACACGGCCAACCUGGCGGCCUUCAUGAUCCAGGAGCAGUACAUAGAUACCGUGUCGGGGCUCAGCGACGGGAAGUUCCAGCGCCCCCAGGAGCAGUACCCGCCCUUUCGCUUCGGCACUGUGCCCAACGGCAGCACGGAACGCAACAUCCGCAGUAAUUACCGGGCCAUGCACGCACACAUGGCCAGGUUUAACCAGCGCUCCGUGGAGGAGGCCCUCACCAGCCUCAAGAUGGGGAAGCUGGACGCCUUCAUCUACGACGCGGCCGUGCUCAACUACAUGGCGGGCAAGGACGAGGGCUGCAAACUAGUGACCAUCGGCUCCGGGAAGGUGUUUGCCACAACCGGCUACGGCAUCGCUCUGCAGAAGGGCUCGCAUUGGAAACGGGCCAUCGACCUGGCCCUGCUGCAGUUCCUGGGGGACGGGGAGACGCAGAAGCUACAGGCAACGUGGCUGUCCGGAAUCUGCCAGAACGAGAAGAACGAGGUGAUGAGCAGCAAGCUGGACAUCGACAACAUGGCGGGGGUCUUCUACAUGCUGCUGGUGGCCAUGGGGCUGUCCCUGCUGGUCUUCGCCUGGGAGCACCUGGUCUACUGGCGACUGCGCCACCAGGUCCCCCAGGGGCCCCCGCCGCUGGACUUCCUGCUGGCCAUCAGCAGGGGCAUCUACAGCUGCUUCCGGGGGGUGGAGAACCUGGCCGGCCCCGCGCCGCCCCGCAACCCGGCCCUGGCGACCGGCUCCGCCCAGGCCAGCGUGCUCAACCUGCUGCAGACGGCCCGAGCCCUGGUGAGCACGGCCGGCGUGGACAGUUCCCUGGAGCAGGCCGCCCGCACCAUCGAGAGCUGGGGCAGCCGCCGGGAGGCCCCGCCGCCCGCCUUCGUCCCGCGACCUCCGCCGCCCGCCUACUCGCCGCGGCCCCCUCAGCUCCUGCCGGCCCCUCCCGGGCCUCCCUGCGGAGGAGGACUGGGGGUCGGGAGGCGUCCGGGGGGCCCCCGAGGCCUGGUGGUGGUGAGCAGCGCCCCUCAGCCUCUGGUCCACCUCUUGCCCCCGGAGAGGGCCCUGCCGGACCUCUUUCGAGAGCCCGGACGGGGCGGGCGCCUCUUCUCCUCCUCCUCUCUCUCCGAGCGGCGCCGGUCCCCGGGGAGUCCCGGCUCGGGCCGCCCCUGCCUCCCGCCUUUCCCGGAGCCCCCCGAGCCGGAGGAUCUGUCGCUCCUGCGGCGGGAGCAGCUGGGCCGGCGGGAGGCUCGGCUCGGGGCAGCCCGGUCCCCCCGGGGCCCGCGCCCCGCCCUCCUCCCCGCUGGAAGCUCCCCCGGGGGACCCCGCGCUGACCGGAGCCGCCGGGCCCCUGGGCAGCCUCGGCCGCUGCCCUCCGUCGGGGAGGGAGGCCACGCCGAGCCCUCUUGCCCCCAUACUUACGCCAACCUGACCCCGUGCUGGGGGUCGGGCUGCCCGCCACCCCCUCCCUGUGCCAGCCAGGGCCCCUGUGGGCCGCGAAAACGCGGACAGAGGACCCUGACCUGGGGCGUCGGCUACCGGGACCGAGGUGGGUGGGAGUCCGGGACAGGGGGGGAGGAGGAGGAGGAGGAGGUCGCCGUCAGCCGGGCACACGGCCCUCCAGGGACUCGGGCCUGGCGGCGCAUCUCCAGCUUGGAAUCGGAGGUGUGAGUGGUCGGGGUUCGGGGGUGGACAGAAGGGCUCUCAGCCGCGAGGGGCCCGGGUGAUAGUGGGUGAACCUCUCCCAUCGGGGUACGAGCCACUCUCAGAGCUCGGGUCUUCUCUACACCCCACUGGCUCCCCACUGCCCCUGCUACUGCUAAGCAGACCGAAUCCCACACCUUCCACCGUCACCAGAGUAACUCCACUGACCUCUGACCCGGGAGGGGGUGGGGGUGUUGCUGCGGAAAGUCGGUCCGGGAUUCGGCGGGGAGGGGACGACUCAGAGCCUCAGCGACCCCGCGCGAUGGUAGUGGGGGCCCGGCGGCCCGAGGAUGGUCCCGGUGGCUCCUGGCAAGUUUUAGGGCAUCAAAGGUUCCAGGAUGGGAGAAGGCUCUGGGGCAAAGCUGCCUUUCUGAAAGUCGGUCCCCGAGCCUCAAUCCCAGAGUCCCGCGUGAGCUAUUAAACAAACACGGACUAAGUCGGACUUGCCCCUACUGCCUUCUUCUGCCCUGACCAAGGGGAAGAGCCAGCCACCUGCCCUGCUACUUCUUCGGCGAGGCCGCGAGGCUCCAUUGCCUCGCAUGGCCUCCCCAGCGGGGGUGGCGGGCGGAGAGUCACGGGGGGCGCAGGUGCAUGUGUCUGUAUGUAGGGGUUGGGGGGAAAGAGUCCCAGGGAGAGGCAGAGUGCAGGGGAAGGGAUGGGAAAAAGUCUGGGAAGAGGGCCAUGGAGGCAACAGCCCGGGGGACUUAGGGUUGGGGAUAGUACCGCGGGUGACUCAGUGGGCCCCGGGGCCUGGUGGUUUAGGGCUGGGGGAGGGGAAGACUAAGCAGCCGAGAGAGCCUUCGGGCACUUAGACCGCCGCCCACCCACUGCCUCCUUCCGCUAGCCCCCCAGUCCAAGUUGACAAGUGUCCCCACUCCCCUCCUCCCGCCCAGGACUCAGGCUAUGGCGGCGCCCAGCAGGGUCUUCCAGCACAGCUGCCCGCACACGCCCAGGAGCUGCUGCGCCACAGUGGCCGGGGACCGUCCCCUUCUCCCUCCUCCCCACAGACCGGGCCCGGAAUGGAGGUGGCCAGGGGGCAUGGAGCUCUGCCAGCCUCAGGCCCGUCGUCCUCCUGCCGCCGCAGCCGCCGGCUGGGGCUGCGAGCCCAAGCUUGGUGGAUGCCGUGGCGGGCAAGGGUCGGGGGGCAGCCCGGACCUGUAGUUCGGGAGUCCCUUCAUCCUUCCCACCACCUUCCCCUCAGCCCCGGAGAAGGUCGGGGCGCCCCCAGCCUCCCAGGGCGACCUGCCUCUCUCUCGGGCCUGUCUCCUGACAGGGUGGUGGACCCAGCUAGAACAUUUGACUCCUGAUUCUGCCCCAGGGGGUUGGGGUAGAGACCUCGGUGAUGAAAGGAUUAAAAAGCCUGGGGUCCUGCCCUUCGCCCCUCGGUGGGGCAGACGGAAAGGCGGGGUUGGUGGGGAAGGGUUCUCCCCGCCGCCCGCUGCUGGAGCCGAGCCCGGGAGCUUGCAAGACAUCACAUCCCGAAUGGCGAGAGGCGGAUAUUCGGCUUCACGCCCCCUUCCUGCACUGUCCCCACCUGGACCCCCCAAAUUCGAGCCUGCCCCGCCCCAACCCCCGGGAGGGCGAGUUGAGGAGGCUAAAUGCGUUGCGGGGCAGACCUGCGCUAGGUCUCUCUAGGCCUCUGGUUUCCCUGCCUCAGUUUCCCCCUCUCUCUGCAGAGAAGGCGGCCUCUCCCUGUCUUUGGAGUGUUCCUUCCUUCCCCUCCUUCCGUCGGACUGGCCUCGUCCACGUAA